UUAAAAAAACGCCUUUUCGUCCCUGAAUAAAAUUUAGGAAGAAGAGGUUUGCUUGGUAUCUGUUUUUUUUUUUUGGUUUAGAUUUUUGUUUUUAAUUUUGUGUAUUUAUUCAUCAGCGAGUGUAUCUGUUAGAAAAAGAAAGGCAAUUUGUUUGAACAUAUUUGGUUAUUCGCCGAAGUGGAGGUUAGAAAUGUUAGCCUAGCUUGCUAGCAGCAGCAAACAGUAAAAGGAGACGCCAGGCAAGCUAACAUUAUUGGGUCGUAAUGUGCAAAGUGCAAGUUCUGAGAACGUUGGUGAAGCAGCGACUGAACUUGGCUGUCGAAGAGAUAUUUGAACUCUUCGAGAGGACAAUUGCAGAGUACGAGGAGGAACUUUUUCGGUCCAGAGGGGAGAACGCAAGACAUCACGAACUCGUGCAACCUCUAUCACAACAAGGCUCAGUGAAGCAGGUUUUGGUAGAGAUACAACAAGAGGAGCCAGUAGAGCCACCCCACAUUGUAGGGGAAGUUGUUUGGAGCGACCAGGAUGAGGAGAAGGUUCAAGAGCUCAAGAAGAACGUCCAUGUCAACACGUUUUCACACACUGGCGUCCACGUGAAGAGUGAGGAUGAUGACAUACAGCAAGUGCUGUCGGCAUGUGAAGAAGAGCAGGAGAGCACUUCCAGCAUGAACCUGGAGCUCGUGCCCCUCCAAAUUCAUGAGAACCUGGCAUGCAGUCAGGAUGGGGUACACCUUCAAGGCCAGAAAGAGGAAAUCGACAUCAUCCCUUUGACACUCACUGAAACCCCUUCGAAGACCGAAAACAAUCAAGAAGCUGAACCCUGUGACGAUUUUGCUCUGCUGGCGUCAAACUCUUCCGAGGUCGAUCACGGAGUUGAGCCCAAGGAACCGCAGCGGACUUACAAGACCUCUCAAGGAAUCCGAUCAAAAGCAGCCGAAGUAUCAAAGCGAUAUCGGGCGCGACGUGACGCUGACCCGGACCGAAGAAGAAGGUACCUUGAGAAGGAAAGAGACAAAUGGAAACAGUCCAGAGAAACUGGAAAGAGGAAAAGUGUCCACGAGCUGAGUGAAAUGGAAAAAUGUGCAUUAAGAAAAAAAUGGAGAGAGUCCAAAAGUCAAUCCAGGGCCAGAAACAGGGCCAGCACUUUGUUGCAAUCAGAGACACUUUUGGAAUUCCCUCCAACGUAGCCCUCCACGAUACAUUACUGCAAAUUUAAGAAGCAUUUGAAAUAUAAAAUAUUGUUGUUGACCAAAA
Molecule: messenger RNA, 1254 nt
Organism: Corythoichthys intestinalis (scribbled pipefish)
Lineage: Eukaryota; Metazoa; Chordata; Actinopteri; Syngnathiformes; Syngnathidae
Exons: 5
Coding region: 264-1187 (307 amino acids)
Source: RefSeq, a predicted model, not a curated record